Molecule: messenger RNA, 5736 nt
Organism: Orbicella faveolata
Lineage: Eukaryota; Metazoa; Cnidaria; Anthozoa; Scleractinia; Merulinidae
Product: ras-specific guanine nucleotide-releasing factor 1-like
Biological process (GO): Ras protein signal transduction
Cellular component (GO): plasma membrane
Molecular function (GO): guanyl-nucleotide exchange factor activity
Source: RefSeq, a predicted model, not a curated record
GAUAAAUUCCAGAUUUUAUAUCAUGCCUUCACAACUCUUUUGAAGUCUCGGGAAUGCUGCAAAAGGCGUUUUAGAGGGAAAAAUCGGAAACAUGAUUUUUUUGGGGGGAGGGGCAUGGCUCCGGACCCCUUAAGAGCUCGUGCCAGAGGUACGGGGCCGUAACUCGCCUUCCACACCAUUGGCGUUAAAGGUUACUACAAUAGUGUACAACCCCCCCCCCCUUUCAGAAAUUCCUGGAUCCGCCCCUGUUAUUUGUUAUCAUCAUGGCAUUCAUCUAUGAAGUACAUGUUAAAUUUAAGUUUUCUAUCGCAGUUAAGUUUUGAUUUUGAUUCUAUGAUGUUCGUUUUCCUCUGGUCAGUUAACUUUUGAGAACUUUUUUAAGUUUAUCCAAGUCAAUAAAUUAUUACCUUGACUAGGGAUAAAUUGAGAAAAAGGUAACUAACUCGAAGACAAGAAAUCACAUAUACUUAAAAUAAUAAUAAACAAAAUAACUGAGAUCAAACUACAACAUAAUCUGAUCCCUGGCCCCAACCUCGACCCCGUUUGACUCAGAAGGCCGCGGGGAUCUGAGGACAAAAUGCUCUCCCUACCAUACACAGUGACUUUUUUGUUGCCUUUCCAAAGGUGCGAGGCUCAUCUAUUUCUUACUUCAUCGUGAGCAGCUUUUGCGAGAGAAUAGCUGUCCUUCAUUUUACUUUCUGAGACAAGAAACAGCCUAAAAUGGUAGACAUGCAUCGUUGUGUGAUGGAAAACUAACGAUUCUUUCCUUGGAAGGAUUAAAAUAUCAAGCUGACUUCUCAUCCAACGAAUGUCAUCUUUGACCAGACUGCUGAAAUCACCAAGAGAACUAGUUCACUUUUUGGUAAAAACACAGCCAUGAACUGUAUGCUUGUUUGAGUUGGUUCAGUCACUAUGCCCACUUCUGUACGAAUUGGCGAGGAGCAACUCAACCAUUUGGCUUCACUAGCAAGACUUGACUACUCAAUGAGCGGUCGUGUGUUUAUGAAAAACCACGAAAACGCUGGAAAAUGGCUGCAGCGCUGGGUUGCUCUGUACCAAAAUUUUCUAUUUUACUUUGAGAGUGAGGAUUCAGCAAAACUUUCUGGAGUUAUUUAUUUGGAGCAUUGCAUCUGUGAGCGAUUGUGUCUGACCAAUCUGAAGGAGAGUGAAAACCAGAAUUGUUUUAGUAUCAGUGUACCAACUGGGGAUGGACAUCAACAGUUCAUACUAAGAGCAAACAGUAAUCAGGAGUGCACAGCAUGGAUUGAAGCUAUCAUGAAAUCCAGUUUUGCUGAGUUACAAUCAGAGAAGGAAGAGCUGGAAAAGAAGUACAUCCAUGUGCUGCAGAUUCUGGAGAGCGAGAAGACUGCUAAAUGGCAGUUGCUUCAACAGUGUGAGGAGCAGGCAGCAUUAGUGUCAAGCCUAAAAACUGAGGUUGCAAGUCUUCGAAAGCAGAAGACAGUUGAGGCACAAGAGGAAGAAAGUGAGGAAAUAAAACAUAUUAAAAAGGUUCAAAGUCUCAUUCGAGGCUGGCUUUGUCGUCGCCGCUGGCACAGUAUAGUGCAAAAUUACAUCCGGUCACCUCAUGCAGAGAGCAUGCGUCAGAGGAACUCAAUUUGCUUUCAACUGGUGGAAACAGAGAAUGAAUAUGUGCAAAACCUCUCUACACUUGUGUCAUGUUUCUACAGGCCUUUCAAAAUGGCUGCUAGCUCGAAGAGGCCUCCGUUAAGCCAUGAAGAAGUCAAUUGUAUCUUUCUAAAUAGUGAAACAAUUCUUUUCUUGCAUCAAAUCUUUCUCCAAGGACUUCAAAACCGAAUGGAAAGUUGGCCAACCUUGAUUUUAGGUGACUUGUUUGAUAUGCUGCUGCCAAUGUUGAACAUUUACCAAGAGUACGUAAGGAAUCAUCACUAUUCCCUACAGACUUUGGCGGAGUGCAAACAACGGCCAGCAUUUAGCCGACUUCUUAAGUUGUAUGAAGAAAAAGCAGUGUGUUGUGGACGGACAAUAGAGAACUACCUGACGGCUCCAAUGCAUCGGGUCCCAGCCUACAUUAUAACCUUGCAUGACCUUCUGGCUCUCACUCCUCAUGAUCACGUGGAGAGAAAUACGUUGGAGUAUGCGCAGAGCGUUCUGGAAGAUCUUUCCACGGUAAUGCAUGACGAAGUCAGUGAGACAGAGAACAUUCGUAAAAACCUGUCUAUUGAGCGUCAGAUAGUGGAGGGCUGCGAGAUGCUGUUGGAUGUCAAUCAGAUCUUUAUAAGACAAGGGAAUUUAAUUCAGAUCACAGAGAGUCGUAAAGGUAAAACGUUUGGUGGUUUGUCUCUGAAGUCAUGUGAAGUAAGGAAAGAAUCUGUUCGUCAAUGCUUCCUGUUCUCCGGCUUCCUUCUUCUUACCACAAGAUCAUCCAGUGGCCGCCUUCACCUUACCAAGAAUGGUUCCAACAUAUCUCUAGCCGAUGCAACGUUAGUAGAGGAUUGCUUUCAAGACGUGGAUGCUGAAAGUGUUUUAUAUGGCGUCCGAGGAAACCAGGAGAUCGACUUAGACGAGUUGACCUUCAAGCUGGUCGUGCGAUCACGUGAUAAGCCUGACCCAGGACCUCCUUACACUGUGACUUUAAUGGCGCCGUCAGCACAGGAGAAAGCCGCCUGGACUUCAGACAUAAGCCAGUGUAUUGAGAAUCUUGCAGUGAUGGCAGAAGAAGACAAUAUCUCUGUUGCCUCCAGACAAAGUUUAUGUAGUGUCAGAUCGGACCCGAAGCUGUUUACUGAUGAUACUGAUAUAAAAUACUGCAAAGCACUUAAUUGCUGCAAGCUACCGAAGAUACGUCACGCCAGCUUGGAGCGUCUGUUGGAGCGUCUUCUAGACAUUCGUUUCCUAAGUGCUGACUUCUUAAACACGUUUCUCAUUACUUAUCGCGUGUACACAUCAGCGUCAGCGCUUCUAGAUACACUGCUGCAGUUUUACUACUCGCAUAAUGCUAAGGACUACCCGCUGUAUUUAGCAACAGACGUGUUCUCUCCAGUCAGCCGUAAGGUCCGCUCUGUAUCGCUGCCGAGUGAGGCGCUCAGUCCUCGACAAGACAAGAAGAAAGGUCGCAGCAAGUUCUUUGGUGAAAAGAAUCAACCCUCUCCUUCGCAGUCUAUCUCCAUCACUGUGUCUGACGUAAAAAUGCCGUCCGAUAACGAGCAGGCAGAGAACAUGUCUAAAUCUACUGCAGCCACUCGGACACCUGACCGACUGUGUCCCACCAACUACCAUUCCUACAGGCGUCACUCCUCACCUUCUGCCUUAGGCGAGUCCGCUGCCUUCGAGUUUCCAGAGUCCUCUUGUGAUCCUCCUCACUCACCAGAAGAAGAUUCACCGACGCCAAUCCGACAUGGAGGGGCUAGGAACUACAGCUCUCCAUUCUUAUCACGAGGGAAUAUUCGCACUCGGGCCCAGAGCAGCUCGUCUGAUUUCAUGUCGGGAGAGAUUGGUAAAAGCAGCUCAUUGCUAUCGUCGUGCCAUGAAGACGACAUUUUUAGCGAGUUGAAAUUUGAACUGCAGGCGCCGCCCAAGGCUCGCGGUAGGAGAUCUCGUGCUUGUUCGUCUGGUGCAGCUGUUCUGACAAGAGAUCCUGUCUUUAACUCAUCUUCAUCACAAAGCCAAUCUAUAACUCAUUCAGAUCACAUCAGUGUGGAGAAAACAAGGAGAAGAAUUCCCAAUGCGGUUGAAAACGGUGAUGUAGCUAGGCAUGGUGACGACUUAUUUCAAACACCCAAAGCCACGGAUUGUCGGCGACGGUCAUCUCCCAGUGCGCAACGCGAACGCAACACGGAUCCUACUGUUGGCUGUCUGGGAAUUACCGGUGACCAGAGCCCUGAAUUGACGCAAAAUAAACUGUCUACACGAAGGCCAAGCUCACCGUGUCGUCUUUACAAGAUCGUCAAGGAAGCGGAGGAAAGGGUGUUGAAUUUAAAAACACAGCGUCGUCCCAGCUCGCCAAAGCUUUCCUCUCACCCGCCGCCUAAGUCGCCCGUUUCUCCCAUAAGCUCUCCACGUUCUCCUCUUUCACCUUCAGCAAGCAGCGUUAGUGCUGGAGUUGUUGUGACAUCAUCAAGGCCAUCCCGGCGCAGGUCAAGUAUAUCAUCUGCGGCCUCAGCCUUCGCCGCUGCCACCGCGGGCGCGUCUCCGUCAUAUGCAGCCACCUCACCUACUGCAACUAAAUUCCGUUUUGGUCACACAAUCCGCGAAUUGCUUUCCUCGAACACUCACUUGGCAACCAUGAGAGUGCUGACUGUGCUACGUCACUGGGUUACAAAACAUCCUGAAGAUUUUGAAGCUGAUCCAGCUUUGAAAGAUCAGCUAAUCUCAUCAAUGAAUCACAUUCUAAGCAAUGAUGGAUCAACGAAUCUAGAGCAGAAAUUUGCAACGGCUAUUAUAAGGACACUAGAGCGAAAACACAAAGAAUUACAAGCAACUCUUUCAUUUGAAGCAACAUUUUUGUCCAUGACAACGAAGCAAGAGGACUUGGCAACAUUUGAUAAAAUCUCCGCUACUCAACUGGCCGAGCAACUCACAUUCGUGGAACACCUUAUUUUUUCCAAUGUUCCUUCACAUGAAUUUCUCAACCUUUCUUGGAUGAAGUCGGAUAAAAACGUUCGAGCCCCGAACAUUCUUCGCGUGACAAAACGAUUUAAUGAGACAAGUUCCCUGGUAGCGUCAGAAAUAGUAAAGCACCAGUCUCCCUCAGCACGCGCCACGGCGAUAGAGAAGUGGGCAGCAGUAGCGGAGGUCUGCCGCAAUCUCCAUAACUUUAACUCCGUGCUAGAAAUUACUUCCGCCUUCAUGAGUAGUUCAAUCUACAGACUGAAGAAGACUUGGGAGAAGGUAUCUAAACAGACUCGGACACUAAUCGAUCGUCUGCAAAAAUUGGUCAGUUCUGAUGGUCGGUUUAAGAACAUGCGAGAUGCUCUUCGAUGUGCGGACCCUCCGUGCAUUCCAUAUCUUGGGUUCUACUUAACGGACUUGGCGUUCAUUGAGGAUGGCACACCCAACAGUAACGAGAAUGGACUCAUUAAUUUCUCCAAAAUGAGAAUGAUCGCUCAAGUUAUUGAAGAAAUUCAUCAUUAUCAACAGAACAAGUACACGCUGGAGCCCGAUAAAAACAUUAUUCAGUAUCUGAUAUCCAAAGACAACCUUAUGGAUGAGGACAUGCUGUACCAAACAUCUCUAGCACUGGAACCAAGAAAACGAGCUUCCUCUAAACUCAAACAGCCAAUAGAGACUGAAAUCUGAUCCAGUUGAGGCGCAAUAUUCCAGCGAACGGAACAACUGUUGGUCUGGGUGAAAAAAGGCCUAUAAAAAUUGUCCUUUAAAAGCAGAAACUUUUUGUUGCGGACGCCUGUUCUAACAGGCUAUCCUUACACUGAAACUGAGUUUCUAUUUCUUAUACACUCACGAUACUUGCGCCCCGUCACGCAAUGUUUGUCACGUCGUCUCGUCGUCGCAUGAUAAAACGUACUAAACCUUAGUUUAAUUUAUUUGUAAGGUACGUAUUUCAUGACAAAGAUCUAGUUAUGUAAAAAUUCAGAGUACUAAAUAAAUCACUUGUGGAAAGUUUUUAAAAAUGAAAAAGCUUUAAGGAAUUUUUUCCAUUUAUAGAUGCUGCUAACAACAGAUAUUGAUAACAGAUGUAUUGUUGUGUGACGAUUUUUCGUCAAGAUAAUAAUAAAAAAAACUUCCCUGAAUAAUAAA